Pocillopora damicornis (cauliflower coral) is the source of this 2250-nucleotide messenger RNA. RefSeq names its product zinc metalloproteinase nas-15. The record is from RefSeq and is a predicted model, not a curated record. Gene Ontology annotation, molecular function: metalloendopeptidase activity; zinc ion binding. Gene Ontology annotation, biological process: proteolysis. Lineage: Eukaryota; Metazoa; Cnidaria; Anthozoa; Scleractinia; Pocilloporidae.
CAGUCCCGAGGUACCUUUGUACCUCAUCAGUAAGUGAACUAUCAGGACUUUUUCCUUUUAUCGAUGAAUCACCUGCCGUUGUUGGUUCUUUGUGCCUUCCUCGUGGCCAAAGAAGGCCUGUGUGAGAAAGGAGCCUUCGAACAGAUUCUGGAAGUAAAUCUUGGAAUUAAAAAUAACCCAGAGAGUCAAGGACAGCGCCAAUCGGACUCACAGCAUCUUUACGAAGGAGACAUAAAGCUUUCAGAGGAGCAGCGACUCAACAACGCUUUGUAUGGAAACCCAGACGGAUCUCCAGGACGCGCUGCAACUAAUGUAGAUAAGAUAAAGUGGCCCAAUGGCGUUAUUCCUUAUGAGUUUGAUUGUAGUGUGGCUAACAUGGAUCGAGCGGUACGAACCACAAUGGAAGCUAUUGCCGAAUGGGAGAGCAAAACAUGCCUAAGAUUCGUUAAGAGGACGACUGAGACAGAGUUUCUUUGGUUCCACCGUGGAAAUGGUUGUUGGUGUGAGGUUGGAAAAGUGUCUGGUCGAGAAACUUGGCUAUCCAUUGGAAGCGGCUGUGAAUACAAGCACGUGAUGACCCACGAGCUUGGACACGCUAUAGGUUUUUGGCACGAGCAGAGCAGACCUGAUAGGGACAACUACUUGAAGAUUAACUGGGAAAACAUUCUAGACAGUAUGGCGUACAACUUCAAGAAGAAGGUUCAAGGAACGGAGGUAAUCGACUAUGGAGUCCCAUAUGAUUACUCGUCUAUAAUGCAUUACCCGUGGACUGCUUUUUCCAAAAAUGGAAAAAUGACUCUGGAGCCUAUCAGGCCACUGAACGGAAAGAUGCCGUAUAUAAAACUCAGUGACGAUGACGCAUUACAAGCGCGCAGGAUGUACAAUUGUCCCAGUCGAGCUAAGAGAAACGCACUAGCAAAUGCCGCUCCAGAAAGGUGCGUAGACAGAGCUCCAAAAGUCGAUUGCGAGGGCUGGAAGCAAGCCGGCUUCUGCACACAACAUUCCUCCAUGAUUUACCAUUGCAAAAAAACUUGUGAAUUUUGCUCAUCUAAUAGUUGUAUUGACUUGAAAUCCGAGUGCAAAAAAUGGGCUUCUGACGGAAAGUGUUCAUCUGACAAAGCUUACAUGGACAAGAAUUGUCCCCACACUUGUAACACUUGCAAAAAGUGCACUGACCCAUCGCCACAGAUUUGUAUCGACAGAGCUUCAUCAGCGGAUUGUGCCAGCUGGAAGAAGUCUGGAUUCUGUUCCCAACAUUCGGCAUUGAUCUAUCACUGCAAAAAGACUUGUGAUUUCUGCUCAUCUGAUAACUGCGUCGAUCUGAAAUAUGACUGUAAGACCCGUGCAGAUAAUGAUGAAUGCAGUUCUGAUCCAGUCAAGAUGGAAAUGGAAUGUCCUCACACUUGUGGCUACUGUAACGAGUGUACAAAGCCAAAACCGACUAAUCCACCCAAACCACCAAACCCGACUAAUCCACCAAUCACAGGGAUACCAACCGUUCCACCAACUUUGCCGAACAGGACAGGAUCGGGCUUGAUGUGUGUUGAUAAACGUAAAAGCUGUCCAUCGUGGGCCGCCAGUGGUGACUGCAAAACCAAUGGAUGGACUGAAAGCACCUGUCGCAUUAGCUGCAAAACAAGAUGCGACACUUACCCAAUCAAGCCAAAAGGUUCUUGCUCGGAAGGUCUCGGUCUAGGAUGGCCAGGAAACUACAAACUUCCAGACAAUGCUUUUAGUGCUUCAACAGAGUACAGGCCAGGCGAUUGGAGAGCUACGGCAGACAAUGCUCGUCUUUACUUUGAGGAUGACCAAGACAACAAAAGGAUCGGAGCUUGGUGCGCUGAGGAUCGCGAUAACCAGUGGCUACAGAUUGAUCUUGGUCAAACCAAGACAGUAAGGGGAAUAGCCACACAAGGGCGCGAUGUUUUCCACGAGCACGUCAAAGAAUACAAGCUGGCUUUCAGUAAUGACGGAUCGAGCUUCCAGACUUACCAGGAAAAUGGAAAGGAAAAGGUUUUUACGGGAAACUGUGAUCAUUUCACACCUGUGGUGAAUACAUUCAAUCCUGUUAAGACCCGAUAUGUCAAGAUCAUCGUUGUCGACGCGAGUUAUCCCUGCAUGAGGGUGGAGUUAUAUGGGUGCGAUGCCUAGAGAGGUCUUCAAGUAAUGAGACUAAGGAACCGUCCUUUCCACAGAACAAAGUUUGCAGGUGCUUGAAUAGAGAUUGAAUAAAAUGAAAAAAUUACAAUA